Rhinichthys klamathensis goyatoka is the source of this 2578-nucleotide messenger RNA. It is a transcript of the gene rrm1, whose product is annotated as ribonucleotide reductase M1 polypeptide. Gene Ontology annotation, cellular component: ribonucleoside-diphosphate reductase complex. Bases 167 to 2539 code for a protein of 790 amino acids. The transcript is spliced from 19 exons. Gene Ontology annotation, biological process: deoxyribonucleotide biosynthetic process; DNA replication. Gene Ontology annotation, molecular function: ATP binding; ribonucleoside-diphosphate reductase activity, thioredoxin disulfide as acceptor. NCBI's taxonomy places the organism in Eukaryota, Metazoa, Chordata, Actinopteri, Cypriniformes, Leuciscidae. The record is from RefSeq and is a predicted model, not a curated record.
AAAAACGUUCUGGCGGGUUUGUGUUUCGCGCUCAGCACUUGUUCAUAACAACUGUCUGCAGGAGCAGCUGUGAGGCCGGCCAGCAGAACAACACUUUAUCUACAAAUAACAGCUACUAUUUGUACUUUUUUUUUUGGUGCUGUGCUCUCUACCAGAGACCUUAAUCAUGCACGUGAUCAAGCGAGAUGGGCGCCAGGAGCGUGUUAUGUUCGACAAAAUCACAUCACGUAUACAGAAACUUUGCUAUGGACUCAACUCUGAAUUUGUCGAUCCUACUCAGAUCACAAUGAAGGUGAUUCAGGGCCUUUACAGCGGCGUGACCACGGUAGAGCUGGACACCCUGGCUGCUGAGAUCACUGCCACCCUCACCACCAAACACCCUGACUAUGCCAUCCUAGCAGCCCGCAUCGCUGUGUCCAACCUUCACAAAGAAACUAAGAAGGUCUUCAGUGAUGUUAUGGAGGACCUCUACAACUAUGUGAAUCCCCUGAACAGCCGCCACUCGCCUAUGGUUUCAAAAGAAACCCUUGAUAUUGUUUUGGCCAACAAAGAUCGCCUCAACUCAGCCAUCAUAUUUGACCGAGAUUUCUCUUACAACUUCUUUGGCUUCAAGACAUUGGAGCGCUCGUAUCUGCUGAAGAUCAAUGGAAAGGUCGCUGAGCGCCCACAGCACAUGCUGAUGAGAGUGUCCGUGGGCAUCCACAAGGAGGACAUUGCAGCAGCUAUUGAAACCUACAACCUGCUGUCUGAGAAGUGGUUCACUCAUGCUUCUCCUACACUCUUUAACGCUGGCACCAACCGGCCACAGCUCUCCAGUUGCUUCCUGCUUGCUAUGAAAGAUGACAGUAUUGAUGGGAUCUAUGACACAUUGAAGCAGUGUGCCCUCAUCUCUAAGUCUGCCGGAGGUAUCGGGGUGGCAGUGAGCUGCAUUAGAGCCACUGGCAGCUACAUCGCAGGGACAAAUGGCAACUCAAAUGGCCUGGUUCCUAUGCUUCGUGUCUACAACAACACAGCACGCUAUGUGGACCAAGGAGGAAAUAAGAGACCAGGAGCUUUUGCCAUGUACCUGGAGCCCUGGCAUUUUGACAUUUUUGACUUCCUAGAGCUCAAAAAGAAUACUGGAAAAGAGGAACAGAGAGCUAGAGAUCUGUUUUAUGCCCUCUGGAUCCCUGAUCUGUUCAUGAAGAGAGUGGAGACCAAUGGGGACUGGUCUCUGAUGUGCCCCAGUGACUGUCCCGGGCUGGAUGAGUGCUGGGGAGAGGAAUUUGAGAAGCUCUACACAAGUUAUGAGCAGGAGGGCAAAGCUAAGCGUGUGGUGAAAGCUCAGCAGGUCUGGCAUGCCAUCAUUGAGUCUCAGACAGAGACCGGCACACCCUACAUGCUUUACAAGGAUGCCUGCAACCGCAAGAGCAACCAGCAGAACCUGGGCACCAUCAAAUCCAGUAACCUGUGCACAGAGAUAGUAGAAUACACCAGUAAGGAUGAGGUGGCUGUUUGCAACCUGGCAUCCAUUGCACUUAACAUGUACGUCACCUCAGAGCGAACGUUUGACUUCCAGAAGUUGGCCUCUGUUACAAAGGUCAUUGUGAGGAACCUGAACAAAAUCAUCGAUAUCAACUACUACCCAGUGAUAGAGGCAGAGAACUCCAACAAGCGUCACAGGCCCAUCGGUAUUGGUGUUCAGGGUCUGGCCGACGCCUUCAUUCUCAUGCGCUUCCCCUUCGAGAGCGCAGAGGCUCAACUUCUCAACACACAGAUCUUUGAGACCAUCUACUACGCUGCCUUGGAGUCCAGCUAUGAGCUGGCUGCAGAAUUGGGACCGUAUGAAACCUACCCUGGGUGUCCUGUGAGCAAGGGUAUUCUGCAGUAUGAUAUGUGGGAAAAGACACCUACAGACCUGUGGGACUGGGCGGCACUCAAGGAGAAGAUCGCAAAGCAUGGUGUGCGUAACAGUCUGCUGCUGGCUCCCAUGCCCACUGCUUCCACAGCUCAGAUCCUGGGCAACAAUGAGUCAAUCGAGCCCUACACUAGCAACAUCUACACACGCAGAGUUCUGUCUGGAGAGUUUCAGAUCGUGAACCCACAUCUUCUCAAAGACCUCACAGAAAGAGGUCUUUGGAACGAGGAAAUGAAAAACCAGCUAAUUUCUCAGAACGGAUCCAUCCAGAGCAUUCCCACAAUACCAGAUGACCUGAAGGAGCUGUAUAAGACGGUGUGGGAGAUCUCUCAAAAGACCAUCUUAAAGAUGGCUGCAGAUCGAGGAGCCUUCAUUGACCAGAGCCAGUCCCUCAACAUUCACAUUGCUGAACCCAACUAUGGCAAACUGACCAGCAUGCACUUCUACGGCUGGAAGCAGGGACUUAAAACAGGAAUGUACUACCUGAGAACUAAACCAGCUGCCAACCCCAUCCAGUUCACUCUGAACAAAGAGAAACUGAAGGAGACGCAGAAAAGUGAGGAGGAAGCCAGAGAACGCAACAUAGCCGCCAUGGUGUGCUCGCUGGAGAACCGAGACGAGUGUCUGAUGUGCGGUUCAUAAACUGAACUGUGUGUACAGUAAUAAACCUUUUAUAAUGGG